Messenger RNA from Echinops telfairi (small Madagascar hedgehog), 9268 nucleotides. RefSeq names its product ATP binding cassette subfamily A member 1 (gene ABCA1). The transcript is spliced from 50 exons. Gene Ontology annotation, molecular function: ATP hydrolysis activity; ABC-type transporter activity; lipid carrier activity. Bases 338 to 7123 code for a protein of 2261 amino acids. Lineage: Eukaryota; Metazoa; Chordata; Mammalia; Afrosoricida; Tenrecidae. The record is from RefSeq and is a predicted model, not a curated record. Gene Ontology annotation, biological process: transmembrane transport; lipid transport. Gene Ontology annotation, cellular component: membrane; intracellular membrane-bounded organelle.
UAAUUCCGAGGGAGAGUGAGUGGGGCCCGGACUGUCAGGGCCGAGCAGACAGACACCCUUCUGCCCAGCUGACUGGACAGGGCAGGGGCGCAGCGGGGCCAGCGCCGCUGGAGCCACUUUCUGGGGGCCUUCAGCUCCUUUUCUUCUUGGUUGCGCCGCCCCCCCUCCUGCACGCCCCCUCCUCAAACGAGCUUGUGAAAGAGUGGGGGCAGGAGACGCAGACCCUAAAGUAGAGCACAGUUAAUGACCAGCCACCCGUCCCUGCUGGGAGCGCCUGCUAUUGCCCCACAGGACCCGGAGCCGCCGGCAGGCUGCUGUGGGCGCUGGCUGCGGGAACAUGGCUUGGGGGUCCCAGUUGAGGUUGCUGCUGUGGAAGAACCUCACUUUCAGAAGAAGACAAACAUGUCAGCUGUUGCUGGAGGUGGCCUGGCCUCUGUUUAUCUUCCUGAUCCUGAUAUCUGUUCGACUGAGCUACCCACCCUAUGAACAACAUGAAUGCCACUUUCCAAACAAAGCCAUGCCCUCUGCAGGGACACUUCCUUGGGUUCAGGGGAUUAUCUGUAAUGCCAACAACCCCUGCUUUCGUUAUCCGACUCCUGGUGAGGCUCCAGGCAUUGUUGGAAACUUUAACAAAUCCAUCGUGUCGCGCCUGUUCUCAGAUGCUCAGAGGCUGCUUCUGUACAGCCAGAGAGACACCAGCAUGAAGGAUAUCCACAAAGUUCUGGGAACGUUACGGCAGAUCGAGAACUCCAACUCAAGUUUGAAGCUUCGGGACUUCUUGGUGGACAAUGAAACCUUCUCAGGAUUCCUGCACCACAACCUGUCUCUGCCCAGGCCCAUGGUGCACCGGGUGACGGGGGCCACUGUCAGCCUCCACAAGGUAUUUUUGCAUGGAUACCAGUUACAUCUGACCAAUCUGUGCAAUGGGUCAAAACUAGGAGAGGUGAUUCAACUCGGUGACCAAGAACUUGCCAAGCUUUGCAGCCUGCCAAGGGAGAGGCUGGAUGCAGCCGAGCGAGUGCUUCGCUCCAACAUGGACAUCCUGAAGCCGAUCCUCGCAGAACUCAACACCACAUCUCCCUUCCCGAGCAAGGAGCUGGCUGAAGCCACCAAAACGUUGCUGUAUAGUCUCGGGAACCUGGCCCAGGAGCUGUUCAGCAUGCGGAGCUGGAGUGACAUGCGGCGGGAGGUGCUAUAUCUGACCAAUGUGAACAGCUCCAGCUCCUCCACCCAGAUUUACCAAGCAGUGUCCCGCAUUGUCUGUGGUCACCCCGAGGGCGGGGGGCUGAAGAUCAAGUCCCUCAACUGGUAUGAGGACAACAACUACAAAGCCCUCUUUGGGGGCAAUGGCACCGAGGAAGAUGCUGGCACCUUCUAUGACAAUUCUACGACGCCUUACUGCAAUGAUUUGAUGAAGAAUUUGGAGUCGAGUCCACUUUCCCGAAUUAUCUGGAAAGCGCUCAAGCCUCUGCUCGUGGGGAAGAUCCUGUAUACACCUGACACUCCAGUCACGAGGCACGUUAUGGCUGAGGUGAACAAGACCUUCCAGGAACUGGCUGUGUUCCAUGAUCUGGAAGGCAUGUGGGAAGAGCUCAGCCCCAAGAUCUGGACCUUCAUGGAGAGCAGCCAAGAAAUGGACCUUGUCCGGACGCUGUUGGACAGCAGAGGCAAUGACCAGUUCUGGGAGCAGCAGUUGGAGGGCUUAGGUUGGACGGCCCAAGACAUCGUGGCGUUCCUGGCCAAGCACCCCGAGGAUGCCCAAGAUAUCAAUGGCUCUGUGUACACCUGGAGAGAGGCUUUCAACGAGACCAGUCAGGCAAUCCAGACCAUCUCUCGCUUCAUGGAGUGUGUCAACCUGAACAAACUGGAACCGGUAGCAACUGAAGUUGGCCUCAUCAAUCAGUCCAUGCGGUUGCUGGAUGAGAGGAAGUUCUGGGCUGGAAUUGUCUUCACCGGAAUCACUCCCAACAGUGUUGAGCUGCCCCAUCACGUCAAGUAUAAGAUCCGAAUGGACAUUGACAAUGUGGAAAGGACGAAUAAAAUCAAGGAUGCGUACUGGGACCCGGGUCCUCGGGCGGACCCCUUUGAGGACAUGCGGUACGUCUGGGGAGGCUUUGCCUACUUGCAGGAUGUGGUGGAGCAGGCCAUCAUCAGAGUGCAGACGGGCCUGGAGAAGAAGACCGGGGUCUACAUGCAGCAGAUGCCCUACCCAUGUUACGUCGAUGACAUCUUCCUGCGGGUAAUGAGCCGGUCCAUGCCCCUGUUCAUGACGCUGGCCUGGAUCUACUCAGUGGCUGUGAUCAUCAAGGGCAUUGUGUAUGAGAAGGAAGCGCGGCUGAAGGAGACCAUGCGGAUCAUGGGCCUGGACAACGGCAUCCUCUGGUUUAGCUGGUUCAUCAGCAGCCUCAUCCCUCUGCUUGUGAGCGCCAGUCUGCUGGUGGUCAUUCUCAAGUUAGGAAACCUGCUGCCCUACAGCGACCCCAGCGUCGUGUUUGUCUUCCUGUCCGUGUUCGCCGUGGUGACCAUCUUACAGUGCUUCCUGCUCAGCACGCUCUUCUCCAGAGCCAACCUGGCCGCAGCCUGUGGGGGCAUCCUCUACUUCAUUCUCUACCUGCCCUACGUGCUGUGUGUGGCCUGGCAGGACUACGUGGGCUUCAACCUCAAAGUCUUUGCGAGCCUGCUGUCUCCUGUGGCGUUUGGGUUCGGCUGCGAGUACUUUGCUCUUUUUGAGGAGCAGGGCAUUGGGGUGCAGUGGGACAACCUGUUUGAGAGCCUAGUGGAGGGAGAUGGCUUCAACCUGACGACCUCCGUGUCCAUGAUGCUGUUCGACACCUUCAUCUAUGGAGUGAUGACGUGGUACAUCGAGGCUGUCUUUCCAGGCCAAUAUGGAAUUCCCAGACCCUGGUAUUUUCCUUGCACCAAGUCCUAUUGGUUCGGCGAGGAAAGUGAUGAGAAGAGCCACCCUGGUUCCAGCCAGAAGGGAGUAUCAGAAAUCCGCAUGGAGGAGGAACCCACGCACCUGAAGCUGGGUGUGUCCAUCCAGAACCUGGUGAAGGUUUACCGAGAUGGCAUGAAGGUGGCAGUCGAUGGCUUGGCACUGAACUUCUAUGAGGGCCAGAUCACCUCCUUCCUGGGCCACAAUGGAGCGGGGAAGACCACGACCAUGUCAAUCCUGACUGGGUUGUUCCCUCCUACCUCGGGCACUGCCUACAUCCUGGGGAAAGACAUUCGCUCCGAGAUGAGCACCAUCCGGCAGAACCUGGGCGUCUGUCCCCAGCAUAAUGUGCUGUUUGACAUGCUGACCGUCGAAGAGCACAUCUGGUUCUACGCCUGCCUGAAAGGGCUCUCCGAGAAGCACGUGAAAGUGGAGAUGGAGCAGAUGGCCCUGGAUGUGGGGCUGCCACCUAGCAAGCUGAAAAGUAAAACAAGUCAGUUGUCAGGGGGAAUGCAGAGGAAGCUAUCUGUGGCCUUGGCUUUCGUGGGGGGAUCCAAGGUUGUCAUUCUUGAUGAGCCGACGGCUGGUGUGGACCCUUACUCUCGCAGAGGGAUAUGGGAGCUGCUGCUGAAAUAUCGACAAGGCCGCACCAUUAUUCUCUCCACACACCACAUGGAUGAAGCAGACAUUCUGGGGGACAGGAUUGCCAUCAUUUCCCAUGGGAAGCUGUGCUGUGUGGGCUCCUCCCUGUUCCUGAAGAACCAGCUGGGAACAGGCUACUACCUGACCCUGGUCAAGAAGGAUGUGGAGUCCUCUCUCGGUUCCUGCAGAAACAGCAGCAGCACCGUGUCAAACCUGAAGAAGGAGGACAGUGUUUCUCAGAGCAGUUCUGAUGCUGGCCUGGGCAGCGACCAUGAAAGUGACACGCUGACCAUCGAUGUCUCUGCUAUCUCCAACCUCAUCAGAAAGCAUGUGGCGGAGGCCCGGCUGGUGGAAGACAUUGGACACGAGCUGACCUACGUGCUGCCCUAUGAAGCUGCCAAAGAGGGAGCCUUCGUGGAGCUCUUCCAUGAGAUUGACGACCGGCUCUCGGACCUCGGCAUCUCCAGUUACGGCAUCUCAGAGACAACCCUGGAAGAAAUAUUCCUCAAAGUGGCUGAAGAGAGUGGAGUGGAUGCCGAGACCUCAGAUGGCACCUUGCCGGCACGACGGAACAGACGGGCCUUUGGGGACAGGCAGAGCUGUCUCCGUCCAUUUACAGAAGACGAUGGUGUGGACCCCAAUGAUUCUGACAUCGACCCAGAAUCGAGAGAAACAGACCUGCUCAGUGGCAUGGAUGGCAAGGGCUCUUACCAGGUGAAGGGCUGGAAACUCACACAGCAACAGUUUGUGGCUCUUUUGUGGAAGAGGCUGCUGAUUGCCAAGAGGAGUCGGAAGGGAUUCUUUGCUCAGAUUGUGCUGCCAGCUGUGUUUGUGUGCAUCGCCCUGGUAUUCAGCUUGAUUGUGCCGCCCUUUGGCAAGUACCCGAACCUGGAGCUGCAGCCUUGGAUGUACAAUGAGCAGUACACGUUUGUCAGUAAUGAUGCUCCUGAGGAUGUGAGCACCCAGCAACUCUUGAAUGCCCUCACUAAGGACCCUGGCUUCGGCACCCGAUGCAUGGAAGGGGACCCAAUUCCAGAAAUGCCCUGCUCGGUGGGAGAGGAGGAGUGGACCACGGCCUCAGUCCCCCAGACCAUCAUGGACCUCUUCCAAAAUGGGAACUGGACGAUGGAGAGCCCUUCGCCUGCCUGCCAGUGUAGCAGUGACAAAAUUAAGAAGAUGCUGCCCGUGUGUCCUGCGGGGGCAGGGGGCCUGCCUCCUCCACAGAGAAGACAGAACACGGCAGACAUCCUGCAGAACCUGACGGGAAGAAACAUUUCCGAUUAUCUGGUGAAGACCUAUGUGCAGAUCAUUGCCAAAAGCUUAAAGAACAAGAUCUGGGUGAAUGAAUUUAGGUACGGCGGGUUCUCCCUGGGCGCCAGCCGUUCCCAUGCACUUCCUCCGAGUGAAGAAGUUAAUAAUGCCAUCGAGCAAAUGAAGAAACACUUGAAGCUGGCCAAGGACAGUUCGGCAGAUCGAUUUCUCAGCAGCUUGGGGAGGUUCAUGACGGGACUGGACACCAAAAAUAACGUCAAGGUGUGGUUUAACAACAAGGGCUGGCAUGCCAUCAGCUCUUUCCUGAAUGUCAUCAACAAUGCCAUUCUCCGGGCCAACCUGCAGAAGGGAGAGAACCCAAACAAGUAUGGGAUUACUGCUUUCAACCACCCUCUGAAUCUCACCAAGCAGCAGCUCUCGGAAGUGGCCCUGAUGACCACCUCAGUGGAUGUGCUGGUCUCCAUCUGUGUCAUCUUUGCGAUGUCCUUCGUCCCGGCCAGCUUUGUCGUGUUCCUGAUCCAGGAGCGGGUCAGCAAGGCGAAGCACCUGCAGUUCAUCAGUGGGGUGAAGCCUGUCAUCUACUGGCUCUCCAAUUUUGUCUGGGAUAUGUGCAACUAUGUGGUCCCAGCCACGCUGGUCAUCAUCAUCUUCAUCUGCUUCCAGCAGAAGUCCUACGUCUCAUCCACCAACCUGCCUGUGUUGGCCCUGCUACUUCUGCUGUAUGGGUGGUCCAUCACACCUCUCAUGUACCCAGCCUCCUUCGUGUUCAAGAUCCCCAGCACGGCCUACGUGGUCCUCACCAGCGUGAACCUCUUCAUCGGGAUCAAUGGCAGUGUGGCCACUUUCGUCCUGGAGCUCUUCACCAACAACAAACUGAACAACAUCAACGACAUCCUGAAGUCUGUGUUCUUGAUCUUCCCACAUUUUUGCCUGGGACGAGGGCUCAUUGACAUGGUGAAAAACCAAGCAAUGGCUGACGCCCUGGAAAGGUUUGGGGAGAAUCGCUUCAUCUCGCCCCUCUCUUGGGAUCUGGUGGGCCGAAACCUCUUUGCUAUGGCUGUGGAAGGCGUGGUGUUCUUCCUCAUCACUGUUCUGAUCCAGUACAGAUUCUUCAUUAGACCCAGAGCUGUAAAGACAAAGUUCCUUCCCCUGAAUGAUGAGGAUGAAGAUGUGAGGCGGGAGAGACAGAGAAUUCUUGACGGAGGAGGCCAGAAUGACAUCUUGGAAAUCAAAGAGUUGACGAAGAUCUACAGGAGGAAGAGGAAGCCUGCCGUGGACAGAAUUUGCGUUGGGAUUCCUCGUGGCGAGUGCUUUGGACUUCUGGGAGUGAACGGGGCUGGGAAAUCAUCAACAUUCAAGAUGUUAACUGGAGACACCACUGUUACCAGAGGCAACGCUUUUCUUAACAAAAAUAGUAUCUUAUCCAACAUCCACGAGGUACAUCAGAACAUGGGCUACUGCCCGCAGUUUGAUGCCAUCACGGAGCUGCUGACGGGCAGAGAACACGUGGAGUUCUUCGCUCUCUUGAGAGGAGUCCCGGAGAAAGAAGUUGGCAAGGUUGGUGAAUGGGCAAUUCGGAAACUGGGCCUUCUGAAAUAUGGAGAGAAAUAUGCUGGUAAUUAUAGCGGCGGCAACAAGCGCAAGCUGUCCACAGCCAUGGCUCUGAUUGGCGGGCCUCCCGUGGUGUUUCUGGAUGAACCGACCACAGGCAUGGAUCCCAAAGCCCGGCGGUUCUUGUGGAACUGUGCCUUAAGCAUCAUCAAAGAGGGACGAUCAGUGGUGCUGACAUCUCACAGUAUGGAAGAGUGUGAAGCUCUUUGCACUAGGAUGGCAAUCAUGGUCAACGGGAAGUUCAGGUGUCUUGGCAGUGUUCAGCAUCUCAAAAACAGGUUUGGAGAUGGUUACACAAUAGUUGUACGAAUAGCAGGCUCAAACCCGGACCUGAAGCCUGUCCAGGAAUUCUUCGGGCUCGCCUUUCCAGGCAGUGUCCUAAAGGAGAAACACCGGAAUAUGCUGCAAUACCAGCUUCCGUCUUCGUUGUCUUCACUGGCCAGGAUAUUCAGCAUCCUCUCUCAGAGCAAAAAACAACUCCACAUAGAAGACUACUCUGUUUCUCAGACAACGCUGGACCAAGUAUUUGUGAACUUUGCCAAGGACCAAAGUGAUGAUGACCACUUAAAAGACCUGUCGUUGCACAAACACCAGACAGUGGUGGACGUGGCAGUGCUCACGUCCUUUCUCCAGGAUGAGAAAGUGAAAGAGAGUUAUGUAUGAAGAAUCUGCUCAUACAGAUCAACUGGCAGAAAGGAGGCGCCGGACCUUCUUUACAGACAUGUGAAGUGGCCCAGAGGGGACCGAGCCAGCCGUUUCUGUGGGAAGAAGUAAACUGGAUACUGUACUGAGACUGUUCAAUGCAAUGCAAUUCAAUGCAAUGAAAACAAAAUUCCAUUACAGGGGCAGUGCCUUUGUAGCCUAUGUUUGUAUGGCUCUCCAGUGAAAAAGACUUGAAUUUAGCUUGUUACCUUACACUGAUGUGAAACUCUAGUGUGGAACCCAGCAGACAUAUGGGUCUGAGAUCAUCCUCUUUUGUUCCUUUGUGUCUUCUCACUGGGAUCACAACCAUCCCUCAUCGCGUAAUCAUGGCCAGUGGUUAUUUAUCAAAAUCAAAAGGCGUGCACAUCCUCAUUCCUUAAGCCAUGCUAUGAGACUGGUUUCCUGGCGACACAUCCAUUGCUGGCGGUGAGUGUGCCAGAAUCACUCGUGCCAAGUUGUCUAGAAAGGCUGCAGCACCACGGUGUGUCCACGCACGCUGUUGUGAAAGCUGUUCUGCUCAGAUCCUGUGGACAUUUAAACAUCAGGUGACAAAAUGGUGCCAUGUGUGGGGAAGGCCUGCCCCGACCUCCUCUUCGCUGAGCUGCUCUAGGUGGUAGCAUGCAAAGAUGUGACACCGAGACUCGGUUCCACUGUUAGGUUGCCCCUUGCCUGGGGCCAUGGGUCUCUAGGGCUUUCUGGAGCUCUUAUGGACACUUAGAUCCUGGUAAGAAUGAAAGAAUCUGCGGCCAAACUGUUGGAGCUGCAAGCUGCUGGGGCCAGGGCACGGGAUUAAAAGGACAGCUUUCAAGCCUAGGGAGGAGUGUGCCCGUCUGUCCUGAUUGUCUCCUAACACGAUACACUGCAUCUCAAGACCUGUGUUUGAUUCAAGUGUAGUAUUGUUUCUGGCUUUUUGAAUUAAUGUAGAAUAUGAAAAGAUGGAGUUGUAUUCUGACAAAAUAAUUGUACUUUUAGUAUUAUUUGGAGUUUUGACUUGUCAGUGACUCCUGAAACCUUAGAAUGGACUCUCUGUAGAACCUGGCAGCACAGAGGCGUAUGGCCAUGCUGCUGCACUCGAUUUUCUCAUAAAAGGAUAGUCUGAAAGCAAAGUGUUGGUCAAGGUCUCAGGACAGUGGUAGAUUGGAGUUUCCCUGAAGCCAUUUAAAAUACUCUUAACCUCAGUCUAUUAAGCAAGGAUUUUUUGAGAGCUGUUGCUGAAGGUGGUGUUUGGAGAUAGGGGAUCUUGGUAGAUUUCUUGUGCCAUGGGAUUCAGUUCACUGGCUUACAGAUAUUGGUUGUUUAUAAAGCUCUUGGGCAGGAGUCCAUUUUUUGGAAAAUAAUUGCAAAUACCAAGAAAGUGCAAGCGACACAGGCGAAACAGUGAUUUCUUUCAGAGAAAUUGGCAGCGCGGAAACUUGUUGAAAACACAACUGGUGAUUAUGCUAUUGUCGUAACUUUGUGUAAAUGGUUUUGCAGAUGUUAAGACAACCCAUUAAAACCUCUUGACAAUCUCAAAGAUUUUGUUUCUUCAGUUAGUAUUACUCUAUCAUGAAAUGAGUUUGGGAACUUAUGAUCUCAACUAUCCUGAUGCUAACCUUUAAAAGUUUUCUGUGUAAACCUAAUUAUGGUAGGCAUUUUUUUUUGCUAGCACAAUCAAGUACAAUUUUUCAUACUCUCUGUGGAAAUAGAACUAUGUGAGAUUCAGAAACGCUAAAAUAAUGUUCGAAAGAUUUCUACUGUAGCUUCUUUGGGACAUUUUGGAAACCUUGUUUUAACAAAACAACUGUGAAUAUGAGAAAAAACAUGAGACAAUAACAACGAAAAAGCCCUCCUUAGAUAAAAUGCCCAGCACACUUCAUUGUUAACAAACAACGAAACCUCAAACUACUGUAUUUCACUAUGAAAGCGUAUGCUUUGUAACUAUUAAAUGUUGUGUACCACUCAGUCACUGUAAUCACUGACUAAAGGGAUUGGUCUACAUUUUCUUCUCGUGGUUGUAUAUAUCAGGUAAAAUUGUUCCAAAGAGCCAUGUGUCCUAUAAUACUGAACCACUUUGAUAGUGAGAUUAAUUUGUACCCUGGUUACAAUUAAAGAUGCUAUUGUUAUGUA